Parnassius apollo (apollo) is the source of this 798-nucleotide messenger RNA. The record is from the annotation of a GenBank genome assembly. NCBI's taxonomy places the organism in Eukaryota, Metazoa, Arthropoda, Insecta, Lepidoptera, Papilionidae.
AUGGAGUCGAAAGGAAAUAUUGCGCCUGAGAAUCAAAAGAAUCGUGCUCGAGGCGAAAAUUGGACUCAAGAGGAAAAGGAUCUGUUUUUGGAAAUAAUGAGGGAGUCAGCGCCUAUUAUAGAGAGUAAAUUUACCGACACUAAUACAAAUAAAAGAAAGAAUCUGGAGUGGAUUAGAGUACAAAAGAGGAACUCACUGGGAAAUCCAGAGAUCACCCAGUUAAAGGGUUUCUGGAGACGAACAAAAGUGGCUGCAAAGAAAUCUGUGGCACAACAUAGAAGAGCUUUGCAAGCUACUGGUGGUGGACAAAGGCCAACAUCGCCAGGUGAUGAUCACCUAAAGAUAGUGGAACUAUGCCCAACAGAUUUUUUUAUAGAAGAAAAUCUUUAUGACAGCGAUGCGGUCCCACAACACGAUGAAAUUCUACCAGCAGAGGAACCAGCUGAACAGCAAAUGAUUACAGUGGCAAAUGUGCAUAGCGAAGAGAUUGAUAUCAAGAUGCCUGAAUGCAGCAGAAAAACACAAAUGAUGUUUCCUCCAAAGGUGGACAAGAAACAAAUUAGAGAAAAGAAAACAAAUAAGUUGGCUGGCAAGCAAGUUUUAUUAAGAAGCAAUAUAGAAUUUAAGGAACGGGCUUCAGCAAUGUUGGAAGAAAAACAUAAAUUAAAAAUAAAAUUUCAAGAACAAGAAAUAGCUCAUCAGCAGUUGCGGCAUAAACUGGAAAUUGAAAUAUUAAUAUUAGAAAGAGACAAAAAAGAAAUUGGAAUUAGAAUUGUUAAAAAAAAAACUAGAAUAUAA